UCUUUCCUUGUCGUCAUUUCCAUUUCCUUUUUUAUCAGGAUAAUUUGUUUGCCUCUUUUCCCUAGAUUUCAUUUUCUCUUAUUUGGAUAAUAUGUGUUCGCUAUUCUCUCGUCUACUUCUCCUAGCCGCGUCUGUGACGCCGGCCCUGGCCUUUUGCGGCGCCCAUACGCAUCUUGAUCGAAGAGCAGAAGGAGAAGAGGAUGUACCAGUUUCCACCUUUGGGUACACUGGAACAGAUGGACCGGUUCUAUGGACCCAAUUGAACUCCACCGCCAACGGGCUGUGCUCAACGGGCAGAAAUCAGUCGCCCAUUAACAUGGUUGAGGGGCAAUUCACGCUCGUCCCGGCUUCCGAACUUGACGUUUAUAUCCCCGACGUUCCUGAGGGCGCCGAAUUCGAGAACCUCGGAUCCACGAUAGAGGUUGUUAUGAAGGGGGUGGGAGCGUCGCUUAUUCUUGAGGACAAAGUCUACUCGUUCGAACAAUUCCAUUUUCACCACCCUAGCGAGCACGUGGACAAUGGUGUCAGCCUGCCAAUGGAAAUGCACAUGGUGUUUACCUCGGAGGAGGAAGAAAUCGCCGUGAUUGGUGUCUAUGUCGAUCUUGUGGAUGUUCCCACAACUGUUCAACUUCAUAUCAUUCCCCGAAACUCGCCGUCCAACUUGCUCGAGACCAUCUUCUCUUCGAUUGGAGAAAUUGCAUCUCCUGGUGCGAAAACGACGACUAAACCUCUGAUUAUGUCUGAAUUAGUCCAGUUUUUAAAUACGGGAAGCUUCCAGCGAUACACCGGCUCUCUUACUACCCCGCCAUGCUCUGAGGGUGUAGCUUGGUCCGUCGCAACGGAAAAGCUCCUACUCUCCAAGACAACAUACCAGACAGUGCGUGACGUUGUUGGAUUUAACGCUCGAUACCCUCAAAACAGCCUCGGAGAACAGAACCUUCUCGCGCUUGCAUCAGGUGGAGCGGAAGCAGUAGCUAAUGCCACCGCGUAGAGAACAAUGGGGACGAGAGGAGAGAUGAAGCAUAUUAAUCACCUAUAAUUGGAGAGG
Messenger RNA from Hypoxylon trugodes, 1048 nucleotides. RefSeq names its product carbonic anhydrase. NCBI's taxonomy places the organism in Eukaryota, Fungi, Ascomycota, Sordariomycetes, Xylariales, Hypoxylaceae. Bases 92 to 991 code for a protein of 299 amino acids. The record is from RefSeq and is a predicted model, not a curated record. Gene Ontology annotation, molecular function: zinc ion binding; carbonate dehydratase activity. The transcript is spliced from 2 exons.